Molecule: messenger RNA, 552 nt
Organism: Stylonychia lemnae
Lineage: Eukaryota; Ciliophora; Spirotrichea; Sporadotrichida; Oxytrichidae
Source: the annotation of a GenBank genome assembly
AUGAGAAGGUUCCAUGAAUUCAUUUUCUUCAGGAUAUUUAGAUGCAAAAGUUGCAUCCAUUUGCUCCUUAGACUGCAGCUGUAAGAUAUCCACAAUUAUUUUCUUGGCACCAGACUUGAAUGCUAUAGAAUGGAUCAAGGCAAUCCCAAAGUUUUAUUUGAUGGAUUAUUGGAGCUAAGAAUAGUAUAGGACUAGAAUUGUCUAAAUGGUAUAGUAAUUAAAAAUGAAAAAAAAGAUGAAGUUGUGGGUUAGAGAGUUUAAGAUGAGAUAUUGGUUAAAUACAGGAUGUGUAGCGAUAUUACCACAACAAUUGGGAAACGAUUCACACCAAUAGCUAAUCUAAAGUUAGAUUGCCAUUUGAGAAGCAUGUACCUUGUGAGCGGUGUAAUUAAUCGUUUAGUAACCUCGGUGCUCAUUAGUAGAAAUAAAUAAAACAAGGAAAAAUGUGUCUUAUCGAAUCUCGGAACUAUAAAGACUAUGAAAGUAAAAAGCAAAGCAAUAAAAAACUAUAAUGAAAUAGAAAGUUAAGAAAUCCCUUGGUUUUAUUGGUGA